GUGACUCGUUUGGUGUGAGACUAAUGCGUGAGAGUGAGGUGGCCGGCCUGUUCGUCUUGUGUGUUGCAGGUGUUGUGUUCGGAUAUUUGUUGUAUUGCGCUUGCGUUAACCACCCUGUGACUUUAGAACGCCAUGGGACAAUCGACCUCAUCCCCAUUGUCCCUCACCCUUGACCAUUGGUCGGAGGUUCGGAAGAGGGCUCACAAUCUCUCCUUACAGGUCAAGAAAAGUAAAUGGCAGACUUUCUGCUCGUCUGAGUGGCCCACAUUCUCCGUGGGUUGGCCACCGGAGGGGACCUUCCACCUUCCCCUCAUCCUAGCAGUUAAGAGCAUCAUCUUCUGCCCCGGACAAGAGGGCCACCCUGACCAGGUUGCCUACAUCUUGGUAUGGCAGGACCUCAGGGAGGAACCCCCACUAUGGGUGAAACCCUUUCUUCCUCCUCCCGACUCCUCUAUACCUAAACUCCUAGCUCUAAAAAGGGCUCCCACCCCGGUCCUCGCUACUCCCCCUUUGGCACCCUCUUCUCCUGAAUCAAACUCCUCCUCUCCCCCGGCACCCACGCCUUCUCUAUACCCCACGCUCCCGCCGGUGGCUGGUCCUGGGUCCACUCCCCUGGGACUCGCAGGCCCAGCCCAAAACACUCGUAGCAAACAACGACCGGAGGACCCAGUGGUCACUCUCCCCCUCCGUCCCUAUGGGCCCACUAUCGGUGACGGGACGGACGAGGGAGUAAUGCCGGCCCUCCAGUAUUGGCCAUUUUCAACCUCAGAUUUGUAUAACUGGAAAAAUAAUAACCCUCCUUUCUCUGAUGACCCCUCCAAGUUAACAGGCUUAAUGGAUUCGAUCAUGUUCUCCCACCAACCCACAUGGGAUGACUGCCAGCAACUUCUGGGAGUCCUGUUCACCACCGAGGACAGAGACCGCAUCCUUCUUGAAGCCUGAAAAGCCGUUCCCGGAGAUAACGGCAGACCCACCCAGAGACCUGACCUGAUCGACGAUUUCUUCCCCUUAAAGCGCCCCGACUGGGACCCCAACUCUCAUAACGGUAGGCAGCAUCUUUCUAUCUAUCACCAGACUCUAAUGGCAGGUCUCCGGGCGGCCGGAACGCACCCCAAUAAUUUGGCCAAGGUAAGAAAAGUAAUUCAAGGGCCCAGUGAGACUCCCUCCGUUUUUCUAGAACGCCUGAUGGAGGCUUACUGAUGGUACACGCCUUUUAACCCAGAAGAGGAAGGCCGACAGGGCUCAAUAGCCAUGGCCUUCAUAGGGCAAUCGGCUCCUGAUAUAAGGCGUAAGCUCCAAAGGCUAGAUGGUCUGCAAGACCUAACUCUGAGGGAUCUUGUUAAGAAAGCUGAAAAGGUCUACUAUAAACGGGAGACAGAGGAUGAAAAGGAGUUAGCUACGGACAAAAGAUGAAACAAGGAAUUGGCUAAAGUGUUGGCUACAGUUAUUCAGGGUAAGCCUGAGACAGGAAAGGGAAAGCCCAAUCGCCCCCCAUUAGACCCCGACUAAUGUGCAUAUUGCAAAGAAAAAGGACACCUAAUCAAAGACUGUGAAAAACUAAAAAGGAGGCGAGCCAAAGAGGAACGAGAAAAGCAGUCCUCACAGUGACAGCGAGCCCCCAUGCUCGCCUUAGAUGAUGAGGACUAGGGACUUCGGGGCUCGGUCCCCCUCCCCGAGCUCAGGGUAAUGUUUAAGGUGGAGGGGACUCCCGUGGAAUUCGAGGUCGACACGGGAGCUGUUUACUCGGCCCUUCAGGCCCCCUUAGGGGCCCUUUCAACCAAGAAAUCGCUAGUUCAAGGGGCUAACGGGAGCAAAUAUCGCUCAUGGACCACCGAGCGCACAGUUGACCUAGGCAAGGGAAAAGUAAAACACUCCUUCCUGGUUAUUCCUGAAUGCCCUGCUCCCCUUCUGGGAUGAGACUUAUUAACCAAACUAGGGGCGAAAAUCUCCUUUGAGCCCCAAGGACCUCAGGUGACAUUCCACAACCCAAAGGUUGGGCAACUCAUGGUUACAGUGUUAUCUCUAAAAUUAGAGGAUGAAUACAGGCUCUAUGACCACCAAGACCCUCAGCCCAUCUCCCCUGCCUGGUUAACUGAUUUUAAAGACUCCUGGGCUGAGACAGCUGGACUCGGGCUGGCAAGCCAGCAACCGCCUGUAGUGGUCACUCUAAAAGCCACCGCCUCUCCUAUUCGAGUUAAACAAUAUCCCAUUAAUAGAGAGGCCCACCUGGGGAUCAAGGUACACAUACAGAGACUUUUAGACCAAGGGGUAUUGACCCCUUGCCGGUCUGCAUGGAAUACCCCGUUGCUCCCUGUCAAAAAGCCUGGGACAAAUGACUACAGACCAGUACAGGACUUGAGGGAGGUCAACAGCAGGGUGGAAGACAUUCACCCCACCGUACCCAAUCCUUAUAAUCUCCUCAGUGGCUUAAAUCCAUCAAAGACUUGGUAUACGGUCCUGGAUUUAAAAGAUGCCUUUUUCUGUUUGCCUUUGCAUAAAGAUAGCCAACCCCUGUUUGCAUUUGAAUGGACGGACCCCGAAACUGGGUCCACCGGACAAUUGACCUGGACGCGCCUCCCACAGGGCUUCAAAAAUAGCCCAACCAUCUUUGAUGAGGCUCUAGACAAGGACUUAGCCCCCUUCCGGGCUCAACACCCGAACCUCACCCUCCUCCAAUAUGUAGAUGACUUGCUGCUGGCCGCGGACUCUGAGGGCGAUUGCACCAACGGAACCCAAGACCUUUUAUGUGAGUUGGCUAUCUUGGGAUAUAGGGCAUCGGCAAAAAAGGCCCAAAUCUGCAGACAAGAGGUAAUCUUCCUGGGCUACUCCUUGAAAGGGGGAAAAAGAUGGCUUACUGAAGCUAGAAAACAGACUGUGGUCCAGAUUCCCCCUCCAAAGAACCAAAAACAGCUACAGGAGUUUCUGGACCACCAACAUGCCUUUGAUGCCAUCAAGCGGGCCCUCCUAUCCACUCCGGCCUUGGCCCUCCCCAACAUAGACAAACCUUUUACUCUCUUCAUUGAAGAGAGAAAAGAAAUAGAGAGGGGAGUAUUGACCCAGGCCUUCGGACCAUGGAGGCGACCGGUGGCUUACCUCUCAAAGAGACUAGACCCUGUGGUGAAUGGAUGGCCGCCUUGUUUAAAGGCGAUCGCAGCAGUGGCCUUGCUCAUUAAAGAUGCUGAUAAAUUAACUUUGGGACAAAGAAUAACAAUCAUUGCCCCGCAUACACUAGAAAGUAUCAUCCACCAACCUCCGGAUAGAUGGCUCUCAAAUGCCAGAAUUACUCAUUAUCAGAGUCUCUUACUCAAUAAAGACAAAAUAACUUUCAGACCUCCAGUGACUCUCAACCCAGUGACCCUGCUGCCGGAGAAAACCUCAGAACCCAUCUUCCAUACCUGCCAGGACAUCUUGGCAGGAGAGGCCGGAGUAUGGCCGGACUUACUGGAUUGCCCCCUGUCCGAUGUGGAGGUGACUUACUUCACCGAUGGGAGUAGCUUCUUGAUUCAAGGUAAGCGGUAUGCGGGGGCGGCUGUGACUGAUCAUUCCAAUAUUAUCUGGGCAGCCAAGCUACAGGAUGGAACCUUGGCUCAAAAGGCCGAACUGAUCGCUCUGACUAAGGCUCUAGAGCUCGCCGCAGGAAAGCGAACAAACAUUUACACAGAUAGCCGAUAUGCUUUUGCAACGGGAAAUAACCUGGCCGAUCAGGCAGCAAGAUCUGCGGCCAUGAAAAACUCACAGAUGUUGGUGACUGAUGUCAAAAAUCCUCCUCCGGAGGAAGCCCAAAAUAACCCAGCCUUUGAGGCGUCAGACCUGACUGCUUACAUUCAACAGGCCCACCGGCUCACCCAUCUAGGGGUUAAGAAACUAUGUCUACUGGCUCAACGCCAAGAUUUCCCGGGGGCAAAAGGCUACGCGGUGCCAGGCCUGGACAACACUGGGAGGUGGACUUUACAGAAGUUAAACCUGCCCGAUAUGGACUAA
Molecule: messenger RNA, 3981 nt
Organism: Cavia porcellus (domestic guinea pig)
Lineage: Eukaryota; Metazoa; Chordata; Mammalia; Rodentia; Caviidae
Exons: 5
Biological process (GO): proteolysis; virion assembly
Molecular function (GO): zinc ion binding; nucleic acid binding; aspartic-type endopeptidase activity
Source: RefSeq, a predicted model, not a curated record